AUGGAGGCUUCUCAAGAACCUCAACACCUUCCAAACUACAUGAAAGAUGACAACGUUAGCCAAGAAACCAAGAAGUUGAUAUCUUCACUUCCCUCAGACAAAGAUUUCAUGGGUUACAAUCUCUACAACUACAAAGGCUGUUGGUACUAUCCCAACACACUCCAAGCCGUUCUUGACGUCCAAGACCAUUUCAGGCCACGAGAGAACGAUAUAAUCCUUGCUUCUUUGCCCAAAGGUGGUACCACUUGGCUCAAAUCUCUAGUUUUCGCCGUUUUACAUAGAGAAAAAUACCUUGAAAAUCCCCAAACAACUCAUCCUCUACUCUCACAAAACCCUCAUGACCUAGUCCCGUUUCUUGAGAUUGAGCUAUACGCUAGUAGUCAAACUCCGGAUCUCACAAAGUUUCCUUCUCCUAUGAUCUUUUCUACACACAUGCACUUAAAUACAUUGCGUGAAGCUACCAAAAAGUCUUCUUCCUCACCAUGCAAAGUCGUCUACGUGUGUAGAGGUCUCAAAGAUACGUUUGUCUCCGGUUGGCAUUACAAGAACAAGUUGCAUCGCACCGAGAUGGAUCAAGCUAGUUUUGAGCUCUUGUUUGAUUCUUACUGUAGGGGAGUUACCUUGUACGGACCCUAUUGGGAACAAAUGUUGAGCUACUGGAAAGGGAGCUUAGAAGACAAGGAGAAUGUUCUAUUUAUGAGGUAUGAAGAGAUCGUUGAGGAGCCUCUUAUUCAAGUCAAGAGGCUCGCUGGGUUCUUGAAUUGCCCGUUCACCAAGGAGGAAGAAGAGGGGGGUUCGGUGGAGAAGAUCUUGAAGCUGUGUAGUUUGCGUAACUUGAGCAACUUGGAGACUAACAAGAACGGGACUACGAGAAUUGGUAUAGAUUCUAAUGUGUUCUUCAGGAAAGGUGAAGUUGGUGAUUGGAAGAAUCAUCUCACUCCUCAAAUGGCUAAAAGGUUCGACGACAUUGUUGAAGGUAGACUACAAGGUUCGGGUUUGACAUUUCAAUAA
Messenger RNA from Eruca vesicaria subsp. sativa (arugula), 1011 nucleotides. The record is from the annotation of a GenBank genome assembly. NCBI's taxonomy places the organism in Eukaryota, Viridiplantae, Streptophyta, Magnoliopsida, Brassicales, Brassicaceae.